Molecule: messenger RNA, 3880 nt
Organism: Ctenocephalides felis (cat flea)
Lineage: Eukaryota; Metazoa; Arthropoda; Insecta; Siphonaptera; Pulicidae
Gene: Lpin
Product: phosphatidate phosphatase LPIN1
Exons: 15
Coding region: 440-3751 (1103 amino acids)
Biological process (GO): fatty acid catabolic process; positive regulation of transcription by RNA polymerase II; cellular response to insulin stimulus
Cellular component (GO): nucleus
Molecular function (GO): phosphatidate phosphatase activity; transcription coactivator activity
Source: RefSeq, a predicted model, not a curated record
UCAUACACGAUUUCCAAAUAGUGACUUUUGCCUGGAGAAUGACAAGACCAGCCGUUCCGUUUGUCUGUACACUGUGAUUAUUGUAAUAAUUUUUAGACCAUUAAAUAUAAUAUAAAAAAAUUGUUAGAACACAUUUUAUUAUAAAGUGAAUUCGUUUUAAUAUUAGGAAACUGUGUAAAAAAUAUAACUAUAAUACAUGUUUAAAAAUCAAUACUGUGCGAAGAUUUAUUUCAGUGCUGUAUUUAGUGUUUAUUAUAUGCAUCAUUCACGUACUUCACAAAAGAGAGAAAACAUUGGAGCUUAAUAGAAUGACAGCUUGAACGAAGACCUGGGAGUUAUAGAAAGAAAAUUUGCUUUGCUUGAAUAAUUGAUGUACUAAAUUCCAAUUGUGCGUUGAGCGGCGCUGCAAGGAGGCGGUCUCGCGCUCGAUCCCGUCAGGAUGUACAGCAUAGGUCGUAUGAUCUCGAACUUUCGCGAGUUCUACAAUGACAUCAAUGCAGCGACACUCACUGGUGCAAUCGACGUGGUCGUAGUAGAGCAACCCGAUGGAGCCUUCACCUGCUCCCCUUUUCACGUGCGGUUUGGAAAACUUGGCGUACUGCGCAGCAAGGAGAAACUGGUGGACAUCGAAAUCAACGGAGAAAUCCGGGAUAUUCACAUGAAACUAGGAGAAUCUGGAGAAGCCUUUUUUGUAGAAGGUGUGUAUGAAGAAGAUGAAACAGUUCCUGAAAAUUUGGCUACUUCUCCAAUUACGGUUACUGAAUUCCCAAGCCUUUAUGAUGGUGAACAAGAAUUGCUUUGUCCACGACUCCGGAGGAAAUCUAUUGAUGUUACACCUGAAUUUUUUGAUGAAAAUUCGUUAAAUCAGCCGUCGGCAUAUUCACAUCGUAGAUAUACCGACGGAGGAGACUCGGAAAAGCGUCGCGAUCGACAGCUUCAGGAACAGCAGCAACAGCAGUAUAUCAAAGAUCGACUUGAACAACAUGAGCAACAGAUGGCCGCCAAUAAAGCGGCACAGGCUGAUCACAAUGGAAGCGGCAAUGGCAAAAGUCAACACAUAGAAAUGUUUCAAAUAGAUGAUCAUCUCAACGUUGUGAAUUCCAUGUAUCCUGUCGAUCCAGAACAAUCUUCGACCAUAACUUUAUCCGCCACGCCGAAGACAUUCAGAGCUGAGACCAUAGCCGAUGAUUGCGCGCAGAAUCGAGAACGGAAGGUGCUACCUCAAACUAGCGACUUUGUACCAAUCAAUGAAAACCUUAAUGAUAAAGAGAAUGAAAAUUUAAAAGUUAAUGUGAACAAAACCGAUACUUCGGAGGAUCCAACGCUUCAUUCAGAGGACAACGGUAGAUCGAACGGUGCAGUCGGUAGUAAAAAGAGGCGAAGAAAACGUUCUUUAAUGAAAAAGAAAAAUUCCCAGCGCAAAAACUCUAAUAGCAGUUCUGGUUGUUCUGUGCAUUCAGAGCAAGAGAUCGAAUCGUCACAAGCAGAUAGCGCCUUCUUUCGCGAAGCUAAAUUAGCCAGCGAGAAGUCUAUCAUGUCCCAAUCUAUGACGAUUGAAACGUGCGAUACGCAGUCUAGAAUACGGGAUCCCGAUAUACAUUUUUUCAGCGAUACAGAAGUGUCUUCAGCACAGAGUCCUCGCGGUUCCCGGCCCUGCACACCAGUUCAAUCGGACACGGAAUUUGAAAUGUCCCAACGACAUUUCCAAACCGAAAACAGCAAUAGUUCAUCACGCAGCGAGACCGUACAGCCCCAGUCGUGGCUAUGGGGUGAACUGCCAUCGCCGCCUCCAAAGAGUAUUGCUUCCCAACAAACGACACUAGAAAACGGCAAAGCCGAGGAAGCUAAGCAGGCCGAACGUAAUUCCAUGCUAAGCGGUAUGUUCAGCUUCAUGAAGCAAACGAAGCGUCUGCGUGCUCAGAAGACACCCGUAGAAGGAUUAUAUUUAGCUGAUUUAUCUGCACGCGAUUUGGAUCCGGACGUAGCUGCCAUGUAUUUUCCUCAGGCGCAAAUAAACAAUAAAAAGCAGGACGCCGACACAUCGAUCGACAGUCGAACACUGCGCGAGGAGGGCUACGAAUCGGGCAAUGGACCUUCACUGACUCAGUCGCCAAGUAGCCAAGAUAGCACCAGCGCCGGAUGUAAGAGCGCUGAUUCGAUUUUGAUGAUUCUAGAAACAAUGACAAGUAAGUGGGGCUCAGAGGAAAUUUUAAUUUCUCUUUGUGGUGGCCUGAGCAGAGAAGGACCGUCUGAUGACGAAUUCCAAAGACACAUAGUAUCAUAUAAUGAGGUAUGUCAAAACCCCCAUGUUUUAGAAAGUCCCAAUGUAGUUGUCAAACUUGGUGGAAAAUACUAUAACUGGAAAACCGCAUGCCCAAUUGUGAUGACUUUGCUUGUAUAUCAGCAACCAUUACCCCAGACUGCCAUAGAAAGGCUCUGCUCUGAUCAGAUGCGCUUGACCAAUGAUGGCAGCAAUGAGAAAACAGAAAAUGGAAACGAUACAACAAAAAAUGAUGGAAGAUUAUCUUGGUGGUACUGGCGUAGGCCUGCUGAUAAAUCACAAUCAAAGACCAUGCUUAAAGAGGAUAGUCCAGAUAAAACAGUCAUCACAAUAGACACUUCUGACUCUUCGGCUAAAGCAGAGCCUGAAGAUAAUCAGGCACCUAAUGAUGUCAGCAUUGAUAUACCAGGUGUUCAGGAUUCUACAGUUUCUACCCAAACAGGAGCUUACAUAGCACCAGCAGAUACAGAGAUUGAAACUGUAACAGCAACAACGAGUUCUGAACAUAAGGAAGAUGGUUACAGUGGAUCUCAGAGUUCUGAGGAGUCAGAUCCAGAUACUGCUCAAUCAACACAAAUUCAAAUAGCUUCAUCUCGUCCUCUACCUGAAAAAUACCGGAAAACAUUACGUCUCAGCAGUGAACAAAUACAAAGGCUGAACUUGAACGAAGGUAUAAACGAAGUUGUGUUCAGUGUUACAACAGCAUAUCAAGGUACAAGCAGAUGCAAGUGUUAUAUGUACAGGUGGAAAUAUAAUGACAAAGUUGUGAUUUCGGAUAUUGAUGGCACAAUCACAAAGUCAGAUGUUCUGGGACAUAUUUUGCCAAUUGUAGGAAAGGACUGGGCUCAAAGUGGAGUUGCACAAUUAUUUACUAAAAUUAAAAAUAAUGGUUAUAAAUUAUUAUAUCUUUCAUCAAGAGCUAUUGGACAAGCAAAGGGAACGAGAGAAUACUUAAAAUCUAUAAAACAAAAUGAUUUAUCUCUACCAGAUGGACCUUUACUGUUAAAUCCCACAUCAUUAAUUAGUGCUUUUCAUAGAGAAGUAAUAGAAAAGAAGCCAGAACAAUUUAAAAUAUCAUGUCUAAAUGACAUUCAAGCACUGUUUCCUGCUGAUACAAAGCCCUUUUAUGCAGGAUAUGGAAACAGAAUAAAUGAUGUAUGGGCUUAUCGAGCUGUUGGCAUUCCAAUAAUGAGGAUAUUUACAAUAAAUCACCGUGGAGAAUUAAAACAUGAAUUAACUCAGACGUUUCAGUCAUCAUAUUCUAACAUGAGUUUCAUAGUGGAUCAAUUAUUUCCUCCAUUGUUGGAAGAUGCUUCUGAAUUUUCUCAUUUUAUAUAUUGGCGUGAUCCUUUGCCAGAUGUUCCUCCACUUCCUAUACCUGAAAGCAGUAAUACAUCAAAUUCAUCAAAAGGAAGCUCUAGAGGACAAUCACCAUUGCCAACCAUUCCAGAAAAUUCUAUAAGUAAUUAAAUGUUAGAUGUAGUAAAGCAUUGUCUUAAAAUGAAGCUCUACAACAAGUAUAUGUAUUUGUCGCUUCAUAAAUCGGCUUUUUGUAUCUUGUGAGUCCAAUUAAAUCUAGUAAGAUUUAUUUCCUGAACU